AUGGCUUUGUCCCAGAUGGAUACGGUGGAAGCCUUCUCUUAUCUUCAAAGCAACCUACCAGCGUUGAUCAGCCGUAUUACAGACCUUGCUGCUCACACAUCUGCCAAAUAUACCGAAUACUAUGAAGCCUGUCGCCGACAGAAAUCUCUCAGGCUGCGAUGUCCUACGAACCACUCCGUGCGACCCGUGCAACCCAACGAGGUCGUGCGGAUCGACCAGAGACGAAAUCCCUCCAAAUUCGAUAAAAGUAUCGCGAAGGCAAAGGAUUCAUUGGACUCAAUUCAAUGCUCUGGUCGCAAGCGACGCGCGGACGAAGAUCUGCCUAUCGGCCGGAAUGAGCCCUUCGCUCCAAUGAACAAGCGACACAAGGUUAUCAUCGAGUAUGACGGCCAUACACAGAAGGUGCUUGAAGAUGUCGUCAGGGAUAUUGGUAUUUGCAGGAGUAAUAUACGACGGGCGAAAAUGUCGAUGAUGCAGACGCGCUUUCUUCCAAACAUACUGGACAAAACUCUUUGUUUGGUGAACCAGCAAUUGGGAGAAUCGGAUCAGCCACAAGUAGUUGCAUCAAACUUAGUCCGCCGCAUACAAACCGGAUCCGGCAUGAUCAGUGGCACUGGCUCCAAAACCCCCAGAAAAAGUCCGUCAUUGGCCUUGCUGACAAGCAAUUGGAACUGGCUCAUGAGCUUUGUGAGACAGUAG
This is a messenger RNA of Penicillium canescens, 699 nucleotides long. RefSeq lists its product as uncharacterized. Lineage: Eukaryota; Fungi; Ascomycota; Eurotiomycetes; Eurotiales; Aspergillaceae. Bases 1 to 699 code for a protein of 232 amino acids. The record is from RefSeq and is a predicted model, not a curated record. The transcript has a single exon.